Blumeria graminis f. sp. triticale is the source of this 861-nucleotide messenger RNA. The record is from the annotation of a GenBank genome assembly. Lineage: Eukaryota; Fungi; Ascomycota; Leotiomycetes; Helotiales; Erysiphaceae.
AUGGUGAAAAGAAGAGAACGCGACGAGGUUUUGGUCGAUGCUCCUGCGGUACAGGAUGAUGAGAGUGGAAGUGAUACUGAAAUGGAUACCGUGAACGUGGACUUUGAAUGGUUCAACUUCAAGGCAGACACUGAUUUUCACGGAACUAAAAACCUAUUCCGUCAGCUAUUUGACGUAGAUUCUCAAAUAUUUGACUUAUCUGGUCUUACAAACCUCGUUCUUUCUCAGCCAACAAUUGGCUCCACUGUGAAAGUUAAUGGGGAGGAAUCUGAUGCAUAUGCCGUAAUCACGGUAUUAAAUUUACAACAGCACCGAGAAGUGGAAUCUAUAAAGGAGAUAUCUCGAUAUUUAACUGAAAAAUCCGGCAUUAAUGAAAACCUUGCGCCAAUCACAUCUGUGCUUAACUCGGAGGCACCAGUCGGCCUUGUCCUCUCCGAACGUCUUAUUAAUGUGCCUUGCGAAAUAGCCCCACCUAUGUACAGCAUGCUCAUCGACGAGAUUGAAGCGGCCAUCGAAGAUAAGGAACCCUAUAAUUUCAGCCACUACCUCCUACUUUCAAAGACCUACAAUGAGAUUGCCUCAACAAUAGAUCAAGAGGAUAACCCGAGAACAAAGAAGAAAAAGAGUUCUGUUAACACUAGAGAAAUGUUCUAUUUUCAUCCGGAGGAUGAGAUUUUGCUGAAGUAUGCUACUGCAUUUGGAACAUUUGAAUACACCAAUGAUGAGGGGCCAGGAAUGGCAGAUAGCAAAAGAGCAUUUUCAGAGAUGGGAAUUAAGGCAAACGGGGCUCUGAUUUUAAUUGAAGCUAACAAGUUUGCCGACGCUGUGAAAGCGAUUAAUGAUUGUUUUCAUCCUUUCUAG